This is a messenger RNA of Carcharodon carcharias (great white shark), 7478 nucleotides long. RefSeq names its product rho guanine nucleotide exchange factor 7-like. The record is from RefSeq and is a predicted model, not a curated record. Gene Ontology annotation, molecular function: protein binding; guanyl-nucleotide exchange factor activity. Gene Ontology annotation, biological process: intracellular signal transduction. The transcript has 19 exons. The coding region runs from base 248 to 2386 and encodes 712 amino acids. NCBI's taxonomy places the organism in Eukaryota, Metazoa, Chordata, Chondrichthyes, Lamniformes, Lamnidae.
UGAGCAGCGGGAGCGGGCGGCAGGUUCGGAACCGGGAUUGUCCGGGACAAACAAAGAGACCCGCCCGGGACCGGGAGCGGGAGCGGGACCGGGAGCGGGACGCGGCUCCAUUGUUGCCGAGUUGGGCUCCGCGAUGCCGGGAUCUCGGGCUGGGAGCCGGGGCUUGAGGAAGCAGUGACCGGGGAGCCGCUGCCCCCGGGGCCCAGGCUCGGAUCCCCGGGCUCCCGGUGAAUGGGGAUCGGGGGCCAUGAGCUCCGCUGAGCAGACGGUGACCUGGCUCAUCAGCCUCGGGGUCCUGGACUCCCCCAAGAAAACCGUGUCGGACCCCGAGGCUUUCCUGCAGAACUCGCUGAGGGACGGGCUGGUCCUGUGCCGCCUCCUGGAGCGUCUGGUGCCGGGAUCCAUCGACAGGAUACAUCAGGAGCCCAAAUCUGAAGCAGAAUGCCUGAGCAACAUCAAAGAGUUUUUGAAAGGCUGUGGGGCGCUUCGCGUGGAGACUUUUGAUGCCAAUGACCUUUAUCAAGGACAGAACUUCAACAAGAUUCUUAGUUCGUUGGUGGCUUUGAACAAAGUAACUGCAGAUAUCGGCGUUGGAAGUGAUUCAAUAUGUGCCCGCCACCAGUCCCAUCAUAUCAAGUCAGUUGAUUCUCUGACAGGAUCACAUUUAUCACUUGGAAGAACUUCAAAAAACUUCCCUGGAAAAUAUCGAAGUUUGGACAUGACUGAUAACAGUAAUCAUCACAUGUUGGUGAAAGCAAAAUUCAACUUUUAUCAGACCAAUGAGGAUGAGCUCUGCUUUACCAAGGGUGAUGUUAUCCAUGUGACCAGAAUUGAGGAAGGGGGAUGGUGGGAGGGGACACUAAACGGCAAAACUGGAUGGUUCCCCAGCAAUUACGUGCGAGAAAUAAAACCUAAUGAGAAGCCGGUCUCGCCAAAGUCAGCAACUUUGAAAAGUUCUCCAAAAGGAUUCGAAACUCCUCCAAUUAGCAAAAGCUAUUAUAAUGUGGUGCUACAGAAUAUUCUGGAAAUAGAAUGCGAUUAUGCGGAGGAGCUAACGAUACUUCUGUCAACCUUCCUGAGACCUCUGCAAGCCAGCGAUAAAUUGAGUUCUACUGACAUGGGAUAUUUGCUGGGCAAUCUGGAGGACAUUUGCUCUUUCCAGCAAAUCCUUGUUCAGUCUUUAGAAGAAUGCAUCAAGUUACCGGAGUCCCAGCAGAAGGUUGGAGGAUGCUUCGGAAACCUAAUGUCCCAAAUGAAAAGCCUGUACCUUGCAUACUGUGCCAAUCAUCCCUGUGCUGUCCAUGUCCUCACAGAAUUCAGUGAGGAGUUGGGAGAAUUUAUGGAAAUGAAAGGAGCAGCCAGCCCUGGGAUUCUCAUGCUGACCACAAGCCUCAGCAAGCCAUUCAUGAGGCUGGACAAAUACCCAACAUUGCUUAAAGAGCUUGAGCGCCACAUGGAGGAAUAUCACCCAGAUUGGCAUGACAUUCAGAGAUCCAUGACUGCUUUCAAGAGUCUCUCGUCACAGUGUCAAGAAGUGCGGAAGAAGAAGGAGCUGGAACUGCAGAUCCUGACGGAAACAGUCCACGGUUGGGAAGGUGAAGAUAUCCGAUCUCUGGGGAAUGUUAUCCACAUGUCGCAGGUCACAGUGCAGUGUGGAAAUGAGGAAAAGUGUGAGAGGUAUUUUCUCCUGUUCCCACAUGUCCUGCUCAUGCUCUCUGCCAGCCCCAGGAUGAGUGCUUUCAUUUAUCAGGGAAAAUUGCCAUUAACAGGACUGACAGUUACCAGGUUAGACGAUAGUGAUGCUGACAAGAACACCUUUGAAAUUACCGGAAGUAUGAUCGAACGGAUUUUGGUGUCCUGUUCCAGCCACCACGAUUUGCAGGAAUGGGUGGAUCACCUUCAGAAGCAAACUAAAACACCCAGUGUGGGAAUUGCUGUGGUCAGACAGCAGUCUGUACCAUGCCACACACUUCCACUACAUCCUGUGACACCUAUCAACAAGCAUUCUGAUGGUUAUCCAAUAUCCGUGACUCCUUCCUAUCAUACUCUUCCACAUCCUUCUCUGCAUGGGACCUCACACAGCUCUCUGUGCUGGGGACCUCUGGAACCACCCAAAAUGCCAAAGCCUUGGAGUUUGAGCUGUCUCCGCCCUGCAGCUCCACUGAAACCUUCAGCCGCUCUGUGUUACAAGGAGGACCUCAGCAAGAGCCCUAAAACCAUGAAGAAGCUACUUCCCAAACGGAAACCAGAAAGGAAAGCAUCCGAUGAGGAAGUUGCAUUGAGGAAGAGUACAGCGGCUCUUGAAGAAGACACACAGAUCUUGAAAGUUAUCGAAGCGUACUGCACUAGUGCCAAAACUCGCCAAACUCUGAACUCAACUUCCUAGUGACAUUGUCACCUCAGAAAUCGCCUGAUGUAAGCUACACGUUUCUGCACUUAUCUCAGCAAAGCCUUGGUUCCAGAGGGUAGAGGAAUUCGCUUUCUUUUUCGUUGAAGUGGAGAAGUUAAUGGAAGAAAAUGAUUAAUUACGUUUAAAAGAUUUCCUGGAUAAUGUAACUAACAUCUCCGCCUCGGAGUGUUUUAACUCGCAAGGUCAGACUUUACAGUAAAAAAAAGAGGCCAUUUGGUUAAUCGUGCCUGUACUGGCUCUCUGAAAGAGCUAUCCAAUUAUUCCCACUCCCCCAUGCUUUCCCCAUAGCUAUGCAAUCAUUUUGUUCCUUAUAUGUUGUUCUCUUGGGUUGACUAAUCUGAUAACUACAGUAAAUUGUAACAAGAAAACUAGUUCAUAUCAUUGAGUGCUUCUCAGGUUACUCUUGACUGCAUUGGUGUAAUAGCUGCACAAUUUAACAAAACUGUACAUGGCUCACAAAAGUUGGAACUGAUAAAGGUUGGUUAAUUUACAUUUUCAAAGUGUAAAUCUGUCCUUUAUUUAAAUGUUCUGCUAGUGAUUUGUGUCAUAGUAAAGUGAUGCUGCCUGUUGUGCAUCAGGCUGAAGUGAUGCUGCCUGUUGUGGGUCAGUAUGAAGUGUUGCUGCCUGUUCAUCAGGCUGAAGUGAUGCUGCCUGUUGUGGGUCAGUAUGAAGUGUUGCCACCUGUAGGGGUCAGUAUGAAGUGUUGCCGCCUGUUGUGGGUCAGUAUGAAGUGUUGCUGCCUGUUGUGGGUCAGUAUGAAGUGUUGCUGCCUGUUGUGGGUCAGGGUGAAGUGUUGCUGCCUGUUGUGGGUCAGGGUGAAGUGUUGCUGCCUGUUGUGGGUCAGGGUGAAGUGUUGCUGCCUGUUGUGGGUCAGGGUGAAGUGUUGCUGCCUGUUGUGGGUCAGUGUGAAGUGAUGCUGCCUGUUGUGGGUCAGUGUGAAGUGUUGCUGCCUGUUGUGGGUCAGUGUGAAGUGUUGCUGCCUGUUGUGGGUCAGUGUGAAGUGUUGCUGCCUGUUGUGGGUCAGUGUGAAGUGUUGCUGCCUGUUGUGGGUCAGUGUGAAGUGUUGCUGCCUGUUGUGGGUCAGGGUGAAGUGUUGCUGCCUGUUGUGGGUCAGGGUGAAGUGUUGCUGCCUGUUGUGGGUCAGGGUGAAGUGUUGCUGCCUGUUGUGGGUCAGGGUGAAGUGUUGCUGCCUGUUGUGUGUCCGGGUGAAGUGAUACUGCCUGUUGUGGGUCAGGGUGAAGUAACGCGGCCUGUUGUACAUCAGUAUGAAGUGAUGCCUUUUGUGUGUCCAACUGAAGUAAUGCUACUUUUUGUGGGUCAGUGUGAAGUGACGCUUGUUGUGUGUCCACAUGAACUCAUGCUGCCUAUUGUGGGUCUGAGUGAACUCAUGCUGCCUGUUGUGGGUCAGGGUGAAGUGAUGCUGCCUGUUGUGUGUCAGGGUGAAGUGAUGCUGCCUGUUGUGUGUCAGGGUGAAGUGAUGCUGCCUGUCCUAUGGUGGGGUGAUGUGAUGCUGCCUGUUGUGGGUCACAGUGAUGUGACGCUGCCUGUUAUGGGUCAGGGUGAAAUGACACUGCCUGUUGUGGGUUGAGGUGAAGUGAAUACAGCCUGUUGUGGGUCAGGGGCUAGUGAUACUGCUAGAUUUAAGUUUUCUUUAAUUGUUUAAUUAAUUUUAAUAAUAAUUAGCAAAAUGGUGGGGAGGAAUCUGUCAAUAUCUUGAUGUGUUCCUCCAGCCACUGAGGCUCCUUGCUGACAGUGUCCACCCAGAGAACUGAAACAAUGGUGCGAAGCAGAACUGCAUUCACAUUGACACACACUUUUCAUUUAAAUAUGUCCCAAGUUAUAAAAACAACUUUUCAUUUACAUAGCACCUUCUACAUAGUAAAACAUUACUGCAGUGGAUUCCCGCAAUGCAUAAUCAGCCAAAAAUUGACACUGAGCCAAAGAAUGCGGCAUUUGGAGCAGUGACCGAAAGCUUGGUCAAAGAGGUCGAUUUUACGAAGCCUCUGUGUGCUGGAGGGACAGGUGGUGAAGCAGAGAGGUUCAGGGAGGGAAUUCCAGAACUUCGAGUUGAGGCAGCUGAAGGUAUGGCUGCCAGUGGUGAAGUGAUUAAAAUUGGGAUACGCCCUGGAGUUGGUAGAUGACAGAGAUCUCAGAGUCUGAGGUGGUUGCGGAGAUUUGGAGGGAGGGUAGGUCAGAAAGCAGAGGGAUGAUGGGUGAACAGGACUCGGUGCAAGUUAGAGUAUGGGAAGGAUUUUGGAUAAGCUCAAAGAGAUGGAAGAUAUAAGAUAGGCCAGAAGAGCAGAUUUUAUGCUUUUUUGUUUUUGAAAUAUCUUCUCUGUCCUCAAUGCAAAUAUUGAAGUGAUUGGCUUUAAAAUAGUUGUAAGAUGACGUGAAUUGUUUCUUAUCCAGUGUUUAAUUGGCUUAAAGGUUAAAAAUGUGGCAUUUCUUUAAUCUCUCCAGUGUUUGAAUGCCUUGAAAUCCUGUAACCUUUGCCUUUGUUGAAAAUAAACUGUCAUUAUUUUGCAUGCUUCAUAAAUUGCUUUGUGUGUAGUUAAAGACUCUGAUCAAAGCAAUUCUUAAAGAAAGAAGUUACAUUUGAAUUAUGCAUUACAUUUUUACCACGUGGGUAACUUUUAUAUUCUACUGAGCAAAAGGAGCAAGACUGAAAUACCAUGAACUUCAAGAACAGUGUUUAUGAAAGAGUGGUUAAACUCCUUACUUUAUAAGGAGUGUUUGUUUACUGUUAAAUCUCAGGCUGGUGAUUCAGGCAACUUAAUAAAAAAUAUUCCCGAAACACCAAAGCCUUGCAUUGAAUUUUUCCAUUGAUCUGAUUUCUUUAAUUCACAUGAUAUAUAACUCUUUCUAAGAACUUGCAGCCAAACAGAGUAACUUAUUAUUUGACAACAGAAUUAAUAGACUUAUUAGAAAAUAGUUUUUCAGUACUUUCAUUUAUUCAGGGUGCUUGAUAAGAGGUCAUUAUUUAUUGGAAUGCUUGUCAAUGAUAUUGUGUGAUGUUUUUGUAAUUGGUACAAAGCAACUGUUCAGAUCACUGUUUCACAAUGAAGGUUACUGUCUAAGGAUAGAACCUGUGCAGCCAGCAUUGACUAACUGUUCACUGUUUGCUGCAUCUGGUCAAAAUUUCAACAGCCACUGUGUUCAGCUCUUUUUCAAUGCAAUUGUUUUAUUUCUGUAUCAAGCAGAAUGGUUAGUUUUUCCUGAUGAUUCUUGGCAUGUAAUUAACUCUGUGGCACAUGCAAGCCUCAUCUGUGGGGAAAGGCUGACCUCCCACCUCAGUGUCUUUUUUGGGAUUUAUUGGAAUUGCGUGUAGGCCAGAUCAGGUUAAGUAAGGAUUCCCUUUCCUGAAGAACUUGAGUGAAGUGGUUGAGUUUUUAUGACAAUCCAACACAUUUCAGGGGAAAUUUUUCGGAUGCCAGCCCAGAAGUGACAUUUCUUGAAUUCACUUCACACCUCGUCCUGGUCAUCCUUGAACUCACGAUCUCUGGGUUAUUGGCCCAGUGCAAGAAAGACUAGGUUAACCAAUUUAUAACCAAUGGCCCAGCACAGAGGAUUGUAAUAAUGAGGGCAGGUACACAGCUGGAAGAUGGUGCAUCGGAUGUUGAGCUCUCUCUGAUGUCCUGCUGUGCACUCCCCUCACGCACGGUGCUGUGCCAGGAACCCUAACUCAUAGUCUACACCUGAAAAACUUCUUGCAAGUUGAUUUUACCAUUCUGCUUAAACCAGUCACAUUACAAAACAAUGCUUAGGAAUGUGGUAAAUUCAACUCCAAAUAAUGUUUUCAGAGACUGUGUUAAAGUGUGAAACUCGGAUAUAAAGCUGCUUCCUUUUGGCAGAAGUGUCUAACAUUUAUGAAUUUGGAGGCUAAACUUGUUAAAUUUAAAUCCACGUCCCCAUUAAUACCCUUAUAUGUUGAGCUCCUGGCACUAACCGAUCCCAAUUAUUAGAAGUGAUCCAUGAAAGAGGCUCUAGUGCUUCCUCGAAAUGUCUUUGUGAGGGUGCUGUUUGCCCCCUCUUCGAGAAUAUUCUUGGCAAUAAUUGCCCUUGGUUGGCCACCACCGAAGCUUAGCUGUUAGGGGGGCCUUUCACCUCUGGGACAGGCACUCAGUUCCCACCCAGAUGGCAGGGUGUCCGCUGGCUGUGCCAUUCCUACACUUGGCUAGUAGUUCUUGGUAAGCGGAGAUUACAGUGUGACACUGGCCCCAGCAGAUUGUGAUGGUAACCAAUCUUGGGUGUGCUGAUUUAGGAUUCAUUCACAAGUGAGGCAGCGGCACUAAAAAAACAGCCGAUUCUGAACCUCUAGGCCCAAAAAAAUUCAAAGUAGCCAAACCAGGGGAGAGGUGAAAUAUUUAGUUAGACCUGUGGACUGUCUGGGGUUGUUUGGUUCAGUUGGGGCUCACAGUUAAAUGCAGCCGCAAGGCUGUAGUUUGGAUGCCCCUGAUUCAUGGGGUUUAAAGUAUAAGUACUGUUCUGCUGUUUUAAUUGUUCAUUUGAUGUAAUUAAAAGUGAUUGCUGCUCAAUUAUCCAAUUUCUUUAUAUUGAAGAAUUAAGCCUUGCCGUUGUGUAUAAACAGUGAUGAUUCAAGGUCAUUGACUUGACUAGUUAUACCAGGAGGGUAUAAUGGAAAGUUUUUGGUUAACUAGAGCUGAAUAUUUUCCAAUUAUUAUUAUUAUUAGCUGAAAGGUAAAAUGAGUGAAUGAUUUAUUACUAUGGUUUAGGAAGAGCCUGGUAGCAUGAGGUGAGAUUGGACAACUUGCCUUGUUGCACAAGGCAACUUUCUACCAAACACAACAUGGUGUGUCCUGUUGUAUGCUCGAUAGCUUCUGUACUGUGCAAUUUGUGUCAGUGAUGGGUGAUUGUUGGUGAAAACCAGCUAUAAGGGUAAAUGCCUUUAAAUAAACAAUCUGUGUAUAUCUGAGUGCUGCAUAUGUACAGUCUGUGUAUUGUUGCCUCCUUGUGAUUUGCAUUAUAUCACACCCAAGUGUUAGUUUUAUAAAUAAUUUCAUUUCCGUUGUAAAAUACAGUUUAAAUAAAAUAUGCCUUUAUAAGAGCA